Xiphophorus maculatus (southern platyfish) is the source of this 7987-nucleotide messenger RNA. Its product is annotated as endophilin-A1-like. Gene Ontology annotation, molecular function: protein binding. The record is from RefSeq and is a predicted model, not a curated record. NCBI's taxonomy places the organism in Eukaryota, Metazoa, Chordata, Actinopteri, Cyprinodontiformes, Poeciliidae. The coding region runs from base 211 to 1266 and encodes 351 amino acids. Gene Ontology annotation, cellular component: cytoplasm; presynapse; glutamatergic synapse. The transcript has 9 exons. Gene Ontology annotation, biological process: synaptic vesicle uncoating.
AGAUCCAGCUGGGUUUGGUCUGACCAUCAUCAUCCUCGCUGGCUCCUCUUUCCUCCAGUUUCCUCGGGAAAAUCGGACCGUAUCCGCCGCUACCUGGAGGAUUUACCGACACUUUCUCCUCUGAGCGCGAGUCAAAGCCUCCAGCCCGCCGGAAAUAGCCUGAAAUCUUUAUUUCCGCUCUUUAUUUCUGCCUGUGAAGCCGAAGAGAGGAUGUCUGUCGCGGGGUUGAAAAAGCAGUUCCAUAAAGCCACCCAGAAAGUCAGCGAGAAAGUCGGAGGAGCAGAAGGAACCAAGCUGGACGAUGACUUCAAGGAAAUGGAAAAGAAGGUGGACAUCACCAGCAGAGCGGUGCUGGACAUCAUGACCAAAACCACAGAGUACCUGCAGCCCAAUCCAGCAUCCAGAGCCAAGCUGAGUAUGAUCAACACCAUGUCGAAGAUCCGCGGCCAGGAGAAGGGGCCCGGCUACCCGCAGGCCGAGUCCAUCCUGGGAGACGCCAUGCUGAAGUUUGGCCGGGAUCUGGGAGAAGAGUCCUGCUUUGGCCUGGCGCUGAUCGACGCCGGCGAGGCCAUGAAGGAGCUCGGCGAGGUGAAGGACGCUCUGGACAUGGAGGUCAAGCAGAACUUCAUCGACCCGCUGCAGAACCUCCACGACAAAGACCUGAAGGAGAUCCAGCAUCAUCUGAAGAAAAUGGAGGGUCGGCGUCUGGACUUCGACUACAAGAAGAAACGUCAGGGAAAAGUCCAGGACGACGAGAUCAAGCAGGCGCUGGAGAAGUUCGACGAGAGCAAAGAGAUCGCCGAGCAGAGCAUGUUCAACCUGCUGGAGAGCGACAUAGAGCAGGUGAGCCAGCUGGCAGCGCUGGUCCAGGCCCAGUUGGAAUACCACAGCCGCUCCUCAGAAAUCCUCCAGCAGCUCUCCAGCAAGAUGGAGGACAGGAUAAAAGAAGUGUCCAGUAAACCCAGGAAGGAGUACACUCCCAAACCCAAGAUGACUCUGGAGCUCCUGCCCCCCAGCGAGAGCCACAACGGGGGGAUCCACUCGGCCAAAUCCCCGGGGAAAUCACCAGCGCCGAUGGACCAGCCCUGCUGUCGAGCGCUCUACGACUUCGAGCCAGAGAACGAGGGCGAGUUAGGCUUCAAGGAGGGCGACAUCAUCACUCUGACCAAUCAGAUCGACGAGAACUGGUACGAGGGCAUGAUCAACGGCCAGUCGGGCUUCUUCCCCAUCAACUACGUGGAUAUCCUGGUGCCGCUGCCCCACUAGUGUCCGGUUCUUCCCUCUCGACCAAUCCGGACACCCGUGAAACAGCCUGUAUUUGCAGAAACGACAAACCACGCCCUCCUUCUACUUCUUCUUCUUCUUCUGUGCUUCUGUGCAAUUCUGCUUUCACUACAAUGGACCAAACCGAGAGAGGCGCUGGACAAGACAGGACUUUCAAAAAGAGACGAUGAGGAGAGGAGGAGGAGACUAUAGGGUAAGCGGUGCAGCAACGGAGAACUGAAAGAGACGAGAAGAUGGAGAGAUGUUGGUCUGUUAAAGCAUGGUGCAUAGCCUGGCAGCAAUGGACACCAAUGAGGCUUUAGAGACUUGCAAACAAGGCACAGUGUAUUAUGUACAUGCAUGUCUGAAUGUGUGUUUCAACCUGUCUGUACUCCGUUAUGACGAAGCCAGCACAAAUUCCUGCUCAUCGGUUACCAACCUGACAGCUUUUCCUCAUCUCUUUGCUUUGACUUCUUCUGCUUUUCUAGAAGUUUUCAUUUUUGCUCUCUCCGUCUUACUAGCACUGCCUUUUAGCAUGGCUCCGUAACCUAUAGAGCUACAGCUGUUGUCAUUUUACUAACUCUGCCUUUCUCGGAGUCGGCGUAGAUUUUCAGUUCAGUGGUUGAAUGCAUGGACCAGCCACAUCAACGGUUUAGGAGAUUAGACCCAGUUCCAGGGUGAAUACGAGGUUUAAUCUUUGAGUUUAUCUGUCUUGGAUGGAAACUUUAGCAGAGUUUUAGAAGACAGCAGCCAUGUUGGGUCGGUGAAAGAGAGGAAAACCUUGAGGUUGCCGUGUUCUACAGCGGCUAAAAUAAACUGGUAACCAUUUGUAGAAAGAUUUGCACUGAGCUACAGAGAGGUUUUGUUUUUCUGUCCUUCUAGAGUCACAUCUGUUGGUUUUAAAGUGUGGAGCUGUUUGCAGAUUUGUCUAGUUCCCUGCCUUUGCACGCGAGAAUGACUCGCUGAAAUCUUAACGUUUAAUGUUCAGGACUUUGGUCCAACAUGCAUUCAGUUCAGAUGUUGAUCACUGCCUCCCUAAAACGACACAUAACUGUUGAAGUAGGAAACAAAAUAGUUUACAGAAAACUCAUCUUCUGCAGCAAUUACAAUUUUCAGUAAUUUCACCAACAACCAGUUUUUACCAUCAGUCAGAUUUUAACAUAAAAUUAAAAUGAUUAAUUAGGCUUCUUAGGAAUACAAAAAUGCUAUUUCUGAUCAUCUAUAUCAGAUAAAAAAUGUCACUUGAAGGAGUUUGACUUUGAUUUCUGCAUUAAUGAGAUUUAUUGGAAGGAGUGAACUCUAAAUACCGUCAAUGACCAAUUCUGGCCUAAAAUAUGAACUCAACUUUAAACAAAAACACAAUUUCAUCACUAAAACAUAAUUAAAUCUUGUUUUUAUAUAUAGUUUGAUACGCUGAUCAUUUUCUGUACUAUAGCAACUAUUGCUAGCCUUUUAUUUCCUAAUGUUAUUUGGGUUAAAGUUUAUAGUUACAACUAUUUGCAAGAUAUUGCAUCAUCAAAUUCUGUUUAAAUGCAUCAACCAAACUUAUUAUGUUUUUAACAUUAUCAUAUUUAAUUUCCCUUUGGGAUCAAUAAAUUAUUCUUUAACUGACCUGAACAAUAUUCAUUUAAACAAAAAAUAUAGAAUUAGGUUUUCUAUCUUCAAUGGUACAGAAGAUCAGAAGGUUAUUUUUAUUUUAUUUUUGACUUGGUCGAGUCAACAUAAACAUUAAAACGCUAAACGUGCCAGAAUGUCGUCGCCGGUCUGAAACUCCCUCCAGGUUUCCAGCUGGAUGGGGAAAAUCCUAGAACCUCAAUGGUGCUCUGAGAAUUUUGUUCUGGUUCUAGAAAUUUCAGCAGAAAAUAUACAAGAUAUAGUUUGGGUUUGUUCAUAAAACCAGUUUCAUUGUUGGUGGUAAAUAUUGUCCAUACUUGUUCUAGUUGAUGUAUAAUUAGACGGGACAGGACUGGUACUACAGUUACUUGUUUUAGUUUCUGGAUCAGUAGCGUUCUUUGUAUUUGGGUUUAAAGGUGUUUGUUACAACCUCAUGAAAGAGAUUAAGUUGGUAACUGUUGCAUAUAGCUCUUCAAUAAUACAGUAGUUUAUCAAGCAGUUAAGCUAUACUGGUAGUAAUAAAAAAUACAUUCAUAAAAAACCUUUAGUUCACUUAAAUGCUUUAGUGAAACAUCUGAGAUGUUCGAUUUUUGACUUAAUGCUAGUUACAUGUUUUUAACAUCUAGAGGUUUAAGAUUAGCAUGUGUUCCAGAAGCCAGUUGAAAUUCACAUACUGAUGAGGCAUAACUGUUUCAAAGUUUUGAUUUUGCAAAACUGAAAAGGCAUUUUUACAUUUCUAGGAGUUUUGCUAGCAAAAAAUAUAACCGGAGUGCUAAAUGUUGUACUUGCGGCUUCCUCUUGUACCAUAGUGCUAUUUUUAAACAGCUCCAAAUUUACAUUAAGACUUUUUUAAUUCUAAUAUUUAGCAUUAAUUUUAAAUGCAAACUCUUUUAUCCUGGUAAUAAUUGCAUUUAACAAACAAUAUCAGCAGGAAUCUGUGCUAGCAAAGCUAAUGCUAACUGUGUAAAGAGUGGCUAAUCACACACAACCGUUAGCAUCAUAUAUUAGUGCUUUAAUGACAAUGUUGAGCAGAGAACUCAUCAGUAUACACUGGCUAAAUACUGAAUACCUCAUGUAACAUUAAGCGAAGUUAGCAACGUCUUUUGGAUUAGACUGUCAGAGGGUCAUUCUUCAUUUAUAAGCACUGCUCGCUUUUGUCACGUCUUAUUAGUUAAAUUAUUUUAAAUAGGUAACCUAACGUCUGUGGUAACAUUUUAACAUGUUACAUGGUAAUAUGGACUUAUUUCCAUUAGUAAGGAUUUGGAUACAAGUAAGAUAUAAUUGUUUUUGUAUUGACUUUUGUAUUGAGUUUUAAAACAGACACGUGAGUAUCCUUCAUAUACUAUCCAUCUAAAUUCAGUUGAAAAAUAUCGCAAGUAUUACUUCUCUCUAAAUUUCCAGUUGUUUUAAUAAUAACAACACAGACUACUGAUUUUUGUCUUCAGAAUAUUUGCAUUGUUCUUCAGCUUUCUUCAACUGGACAGAAGCAACUUUACCUCAUUAUUGCUUUAUCAAAUGACAUUAGAAUCAAGCCGGUGAUGAAAGGAUUUAACAUGUCAUACACUAUUUUGGCUGGAGAAUAGUGAACUUUGAAGCUGUAAAAACAAAAAAUAGAGUAUUUUAGACAUGAAUGCUAAUAUUAUGAAACUGCAGUGUCAAGCUUACCACAGAGAUCUACCGUCAAAUAAACAAUAAACACCAUGGCAAUAAAUGACGCAACAAUAAAAUUUAACAUUUCAAUAAGAACACAAGCUAUUAUCUAUCUAUCUAUCUAUCUAUCUAUCUAUCUAUUGGCUAGAUAGCUAGCUUGCAUGCUAGCUCGCUAGCAAUCUGUAGAUAAGUCUAUCUGUUAGCUAGCUAGCUUGCAUGCUGGCUAGUGGUCCCAGCUAACAGUCUAUCUAUCUAUUGGCUACUUAGCUUGCAUGCUAGCUAGUUAUUUCUAGCUCUAACAGUCUAUCUGUUGGCUAACUAGCUUGCAUGCUAGUUAGCAAUCACUAGCUAACAGUCCGAUGUGCGACACCAAAAUAAGACUAAUGAACUUUCUCUGCCACAUUCUAGCUACUCCUAAACUGUUGCAGGUUUUAGAAGAUGGAGGUUUGGAGCACAAUGUAUGUUCAGUGUUUUUCUUUUUUAUUUUAUGUUUUUUAAAAAUUUUUCUACCUUUUUUUCAUUGCGUGAACUUCUGUGUCUAAAAAUCUGAUUUUCAGAUUCUGUCUGUGGAAGGUUUGUGAGCUGCACGCAACCGAAGCGCUUAAUGUUUGCUGUCAAGGAUGGCUGUCCAAACACAAAAUCAGUAAAAAUACGACUAGUGAGACGUCUGUCUCAGCUUUCAUUGUGAGCAAUUAGCUUAUUUUAGAAAGUGCUAUAUAAUUGCUCCGUGGGCAAGCUUUUAUCCCACUUAGGUCUAAGCAUUCCUAUUUAAACUACAAAGUGCUUUAUGACUUUUUUAUUUUCUGUUAAAUGUCUUAAUUUAAUUCGGCCCAGCUUUUACCUGUUUCUGUUUUCUGUCUUUGCCGAUUUGCCCUCUAUGGCGACAUGUAUUCUAACCUCAAUGAGGAACUUGUUGUACAGUGUUAUUCUCCAUGUUCACUAUUCACUUACGUGAGUGUCAGACCUCGGCGACUUUACUUGCCUCUUCUUAGUUUUCAGCGUAAUGUGUGGACUGAAGGAUAAAACGUAGCACUUAAACCAAACCUGGUUUCAUCUCAGCCUUUCAUCGGUUGGAAGCUAGCAAAAACACUCAUCUGGGGUGACCUUCAAACUAUUUAGGAAAGGAAAAAAGCUGAGCAUUGAUAUUAAAAUGCAAUGCUUUUUCAGUUUGAGUUUAAAUUGAGACUUUUUCAUCUGCCUUAGUGUUUUAGUUUUUUUAUGGGGGCAUUAAAAGAUUUUAUUGAAUGGAGUUAGCCUCUUUCUGCUUCGACGGCACCAAAACAGACAUUUUUCUCCUGUAAUUCAAUUGCAUCAUCAUGACGUAAAUUAGUGCAGCUUUCCAUUUACUUCAAAGAUAGGAACUGUGAGCCCCGAAAGAGCCAAAGAAGAAAAAGCAAAAUGUGCUUUAGCAAGACCCUGACUUGUUUGUGUAAGAUCCCAGAAAGGCUUUGCAAAACCCCUUCAAGUUUUCUUAUGACAUCAGGCAAAGAUUUGCAAGAUCCGAGGAGUGAUGAAAUCCCACAAAAGUUUUAUUGGAUAAAGCAAAAGUUAAAAAGGAUUAAUGCAAUUAGUCUUCAGUAAUUGCAGUCCUAGUCACUGCCCAAGUGUUGUUGCAGUUUGUCUACAUUGAUGAACAUUUAAAUGAAACUCAAACUUAUGAUUUAUUUGUCUUGUCUCAGGCCUAAACCACAUGUGGGUCAAUAUCUGGUCAAACGAAUACAUUUUUAUGUGUUUUUGCCUUUUAUCCACACAAAAACUCUGUUUAAUAUCACUAAAGUGAUUAUAAAAACUCCAAACAAAGUGGAGAUUUGGGAGAACUCCGUAUUUAACAAAAAAUCAACAAUAUAUCCACAAACCUCGUUUGACACAUUUCCCAAUCGACAGUCUUAUUUUAAUAACUUUAUAUUCUAAUGCACUAUUUAAAUAUAGUUCAACCCAUUAAUCUGCCCACACAAAUGAACCUCCUGGCGCCAUGUUUAAUUCCUAACAGGAAGUCGUGAUUGUUUUGAAACAAUCUGAUCAGCUGACAGGUUGUAGUUUGGCGUUACACUGCCCCCUAUGGGUUUGGCAUGCUUAAUACAACGCUCAGGGGUGAAUUUGUUUGGGUUCAACUGGAUGAAAACGUAUAUGAAACUGAUCCUGUGUGUAUGAUAUUAUUUUUUUAAUAAAUGUGGCGUAGAGAUUUGUUUAUAAAAAGACAUGGCUACGUCUUUUUAUAAACAAUUACAGAAUUAUUGGUGAUUCUGAAACUAUUAUGGUUUUACCAACACAUUUUAAUAAUUGUAUUUAUAUUUUUUCACAUGUUCUGAUCAUUUUGAGAGCGGGUGAUGAUCAUAUGUGUUUCCAUGGCUAAUGGAGGUGGAAGUCACACAUUUCUGAUGCAGAGUCUUUCCCUUAUCUGCCUCUUGAACCCUCAUCUUUUUCAGGAACCCGAAAACCUUUAUGGGAUCUUACAAAAAAAACAAGCCAGGAUCUCUGAACAUGUGUGGAAUCUCUGAGAACUUUUGAGAAAUCUUGCGACUCUUUUUUGGGAUCUUACGAAACAAAAAAUGUUAGAAUCUUCCAAAAGCCAUUUGGGAUCUCUGGCAAAAUAUUGGAAAAUCUUACAGAUGCUGUGAAAAUAACUUGGGAUUUUCUUAUAGUACUUUUGGGACUGAGAAUAACAUCUCAGACCAGUUUAAUUGGUUUUCAGUAAAAGUCAGAUAAAAGUCUGUAAUCGUUGUCUUCAGUGACCAGAUUGAAUGCUAGCAAUGCCAACCAACAGCAACAGGUUAUUUCUCUCUGCAUUUAUCUAUGACUGUUUUGAAAAUAGAUACAGUUUUAUGUGUGUGUUUUAGCAAAUUUUCAACAGUCAUAAAUGCAGUUGGACAGUUCCAUCUGUCACCACAUGUCCUGCAUGUGGCGGCCAUAUUGGAUCUAAACUGACGUUGCUCAACCUGCUUUCUGAAAAUGUUUGCACUAUGAUUUCUGAGGCAUAAUAAUUUGGCCUUGGUCUGACCUGUGGCUGUGUUACAUAAUGAAGCUGUACGCCUUGUGGCUGUAUUAAAAAUGAGAUGUAAAAAUAAACAGCUCUAUGCCUGUGGAACCUGCCGUUCUCUGGUGAGCUACUUGUGUGUAUGUAAAUAUAUAUACACAACUCAUUACUAUUUAUUUAAGUAUUGUACAUAUUCAUUUGGUUAUUUAUUGAUUUAUUUAUUCCAGAGUCCUGUUUAUUCGUCAGGCACCUGUGACAUUACUUUGAUGGUUGUAAUCACUUGGGUUUGUGGUGUAGCAGAGAGGAGGAGGUGGUUAUUUUCAGGGUCUGUGGGUGGGGUGGAGAAAGAAACCAUAGCUGUGAUUCUAACUGUUGCUCUCCUCGUAUUGGACAGUGAUAUACUCUAAGACCACUGUAUGUAUAACUGCUUGUUGUGAAGAUGAUCUACAGUGAUAUGACAAUAAAGAACUAAAACCACAAUCAAAA